Molecule: messenger RNA, 4212 nt
Organism: Octodon degus (degu)
Lineage: Eukaryota; Metazoa; Chordata; Mammalia; Rodentia; Octodontidae
Gene: Rigi
Product: DExD/H-box helicase 58
Exons: 18
Coding region: 163-2835 (890 amino acids)
Cellular component (GO): cytoplasm
Molecular function (GO): zinc ion binding; ATP binding; double-stranded RNA binding
Source: RefSeq, a predicted model, not a curated record
ACCGUCCGAGCUUCCUGGGCCGCGGGGAGCUUUCCUCAAGCGCUCUAUCUCGGCCUGCGCCGUCGUCUUCUGAGUUCCCAGGAAGCUCCGCCUCUCAGCCUAGCCUCAGCCGAGCCGCACCCUCGUCCUCAGUUCCAGCGCAGCCAGGCCAAGGUGAGAGACAUGACGGCGGAACAGCGGCACAACCUGCAAGCGUUCAGCGACUAUGUCAGGAAGAGUCUGGACCCCACGCAUAUCCUUAGCUACAUGACCCCCUGGCUUCGAGAGGAUGAGGUGCAGUAUAUCCAGGCUGAGAAAAACAACAAGGGUCCGAUGGAGGCUGCCUCCCUUUUUCUCAAGCUCCUGUUAGAGCUCCAGGUGGAAGGCUGGUUCCGUGGCUUUUUGGAUGCCCUAAACCAUGCAGGUUAUUCUGGACUUUAUGAAGCCAUUGAAAAUUGGAAUUUUCAAAACCUUGAAAAGUUAGAGGACCACAGAACACUUUUGAGACGCUUAGAACCAGAAUUUAAAGCCAGAAUUAUUCCAACAGAAAUCCUCCCUGAACUGGCUGAAUGUUUAAUCACUCAGGAUUAUGAAGAAAUUUGGCAGGUUUGCACCAAUAAGGGGCCUAUGGCAGGUGCAGAGAAAAUGGCUGAGUGCCUUCUCAGAUCAGACAAGGAGAACUGGCCCAAGACUUUGAAACUCGCUUUAGAGAAAGAUGGGAACAUCUUCAAUGAACUGUGGAUUAUAGAUGAAGGUAUGAAAGCUGUAGAAAUGAAAAAUGUUGAGGAUGAUAGAAUGGAAAAUUCUGACAUACAGAUUUUCUAUCGGGAAGAUCCAGAAGACCAAAAUCUUAGUCAGAAUUCCUGUCCACCUUCAGAAGUGUCUCAUACUAAUUUGUACAACCCGUUGAAACCAAGAAAUUACCAAUUAGAGCUUGCUCGUCCUGCUCAGGAAGGAAAAAACACAAUAAUAUGUGCUCCUACUGGUUGUGGAAAAACCUUUGUUUCACUCCUUAUAUGUAAACAUCAUCUUCUAACAUCUCCACAAGGACGAAAAGGGAAAGUAGUCUUUUUUGCUAACCAUGUCCCUGUUUAUGAACAGCAGAAGACUGUGUUUUCAAGAUAUUUUGAAAGACUUGGGUACAGAGUUGCAGGCAUUUCUGGAGCAACAGCUGAGAAUGUCCCAGUGGCACAGACUAUUGAGAACAAUGACAUCAUCAUUUUAACACCACAGAUUCUUGUGAACAAUCUUAAAAACGGAACCAUUCCUUCACUAUCUCUCUUUACCUUGAUGAUAUUUGAUGAAUGCCACAACACAAGUAAAAACCACCCAUACAAUAUGAUCAUGUUCAGUUAUCUAGAUCAGAAGCUUGGAGGAUUUCCAGAUCGAUUGCCUCAGGUCAUCGGGUUGACUGCAUCGGUUGGAGUUGGAGAUGCUAAAAACACAGAGGAAGCCAUGGCCUACAUCUGCAAACUUUGUGCUUCCCUUGAUGCAUCAGUGAUAGCAACAGUUAAAGAAAAUGUGGAGGAACUGGAACAAGUUGUUUAUAAGCCCCAGAAAAGCUACUUAUUUCAAGUUCAAGAUAGAGUAUUUGGAACACAGAAAUAUGAACAACGGAUUGUUGCAGUUCAUAAAGCAUGCAGGGUGUUUCGGAUGCCAGACAAAGAAGAAGAGAGCAGGAUUUGUAAAGCAAUGUAUUUGUACACUUCACAUUUGCGGAAAUACAAUGAUACCCUCAUUAUCAGUGAGGAUGCACAAAUGAAAGAUGCUUUGAAUUACCUGAAAGAUUUCUUUAACAAUGUCCGAGCAGCAGCAUUUGGUGAAAUUGAGCAAGAGCUUACUCGGAGGUUUGAAGAAAAGUUGCCGGAACUAGAAAGUGUUUCUUUGGAUCCCAGCAAUGAGAACCCUAAGCUGAAAGACCUCCACUUAAUCUUACAAGAGGAGUACCACUUAAACCCAGAGACAAGAACCAUUCUUUUUGUGAAAACCAGAGCACUUGUGGAUGCUUUAAAAAAAUGGAUUGAAGAAAAUUCUGCACUUAACUUUCUAAAACCUGGCAUAUUAACUGGACGUGGCAAAACAAAUAAUAAAACAGGAAUGACCCUCCCGGCACAGAAGUGUGUACUGGAUACAUUCAGAGCCAGUGGAGAUAAUAUUCUGAUUGCCACCUCGGUUGCUGAUGAAGGCAUUGACAUUGCUCAGUGCAAUUUGGUUAUCUUGUAUGAGUAUGUGGGCAAUGUCAUCAGAAUGAUCCAAACCAGAGGCAGAGGAAGAGCAAAAGGUAGCAAGUGCUAUCUUCUGAGUAGUAAUGCUGAUGUAAUUGAAAAAGAAGAUAUAAACUUAUACAAGGAAAAAAUGAUGAAUGACUCCAUUUCAAGACUUCAGACAUGGGACGAAACAGUAUUUCAAGAAAGAAUUCAUCACAUACAGAAUCAAGAAAAACUUAUCAGAGAUAGUCAACUAAAGCCAGAACUUGUCCCUGAUAAGCAAAUUAAAAGACUGCUCUGUGGAAAGUGCAAAGUUUUGGCAUGUAACACAGCUGACAUACGAGUGAUAGAGGAAUCUCAUUACACUGUGAUUGGAGAUGAUUUUAAGAAGCGCUUUGUGAGUAAACCACACCCCAAACCACGGAGCUAUGGUGGGUUUGAAAAGAAAGAAAAGAUAUUCUGUGCCAGACAGGACUGUGGCCAUGACUGGGGAAUACAUGUGAGGUAUAAAACAUUUGAGAUUCCAGUCAUAAAGAUUGAAAGUUUUGUGGUGGAGGAUAUUACCACUGGACUUCAGCAACACUAUCCAAAGUGGAAGGACUUUCCCCUUGAGAAGAUACAGUUUGAUGCUAAAGAAAUGUCUAAAUGACCUCAUGCUCCUAGUGUUUAGCUACAGGGACUGGUAACUGUGAGAGAAGAAGAAAUAAUCCAGUGGGCACAACCAUUGAUUACUUGUAACUUUGUGAAAAUAUUUUACAUAAGGCUUAUACUGUAUUGAAUAUUUAUGUUAACUUCAUUGUUUGUCUUAAAAAUAUGUAUUGUAUCAUAUACAGAGCACAUGAGUGAAUUGUGUUACUGAAUACUUUGUAGGGCAAAAGAACUUACAGUACUUGGAGAAAAUUUAAAAUUGUCUCUACCCUUCUGUGCAGUUGUCAGUGAACACAUAGUACAUGUUAGCAUGAAUGAAUUGAAAGGUUGGUUUUUUUUUUUAACCUCUCUCCAUCCUAAAGCUAUUAUACAGUAGGUUUUAUAGUUAAUAAUCUACUGAAAUUGUUCUUUUCAAAGCUACCAGUGACUGGUUGCCAAAUGUUUUGGACAUUUCUUGGUUCUUUUAUUUGGUCUCUUUGCUACUUUGGGCCCUAUUGUAUUCCUUAGUUGAAACUCUUCCUUGGCUUCUUCUGUUUUCUCUUUUAUUGGUUCCUCUUUGCUGAUAAACUAAGUAUAGAUAAUUCCAAGGACGUGAGUGCUUGCUCUGUCUCUCUCUAAAAGUUAUGUAUAUUCAUGCUUUCUUCAUAGCUGUGUGUAGCAUGGUAAUAAUAAAACUAUAGUAGACAGCUUUUAUGAGUGAGGGCUUCCUGAGGUUUUGUUCUUUUGCUUUACUAUCCAUUUUUCUCUUGGUUUGUUCUCUUAACCUACCAUUUUCAAAAUCAUUCCAAGCUAUUUUCCAGUAAUGGUUGAUAUUCAGCACUUGGAUUAUUGGCUCUCAGUGUAGUUCCUUGGAUGGUACUGAUGAGGUAGUUUAAUUUGGCUGUCUUUUCUACAUAAAACAUUUGCUAAUAUUUCAGAGAGUUUAGUUUGGGGUUUUCCUGUCAUGGAGAUAUGUGUCUUGAGUUUUGUUAUUUUCAUCAGAUCAAGGUACUUUGUGUUCAGUUUUGGGGAAGAGUCUCUAAUGUGUAGGCUUUAUAGCAAUUUAAGCAUCUUCCUUGCACAGGUUCAGAUUAGUUGUUUGAAAUGCUUUAGGACCAUCGGUGGCCUAAGGAAAAAAAAGCUCCAGGGAUGAUAAAAUGUCAGUCUGAUGUUCACCACAUACAACCUUUAUCAAGGAACACCUGUUUACAUCUAAAGGUGAUUCAGAGACCUCUCUACCCAGCCAGUCAACCCUGGAUCAACGGGAUGAUUUGUUCUAAUCAUCAUCUGCUGGAUCUGAUGUAAAGUAGUGCUAGCAAAUAGCCAGAAAAAAAUGACCAGUUAUCUAUUUGUUUGUUUUCUUCAUCUGUAAAACAUGAGGACUUUUAAAUUGUCAAAG